GCAUCAACUUAACACCAAUGUGAGUGCAGCUCAUAAAACAACCUGCUAGUCUGCAACCAUGCCAGGCCUGAUUAACAAGGCAAAGCGCAGUGCCCUGCCACUCAGCAUCUCUGACAUCACUUCCUGUGUCAGGGGCUACACCCUAGCCAUGACAGCCUCCAUGACGUAUGAAAACAUAGAGGACCAUCCCAUAGAAGGGAUUUUCAUUUACCCUCUGGAGGAGGGAUCAGUGGUGGUGGGCUUUGAGGCGAUGAUAUCAAGUCAGAUAAUAACACUGCAGAUCAAAGACAAGACAAAAAUCGAUGACUGCUACUUUGACUGUGGAACAGCGACCAGUGGAGCUGGUCAUGUGCUGCUUGACGAGGAUCUUGAGAGGAUGGUGUUGGUGGUAAACCUGGGAGUCAUACCCCCUCUGGAGACUGUAAAUGUGUUAGUCAGCACUUCAUCAGAGCUCACCACGCUUCCUAACGGUGGAGUCCGAGUCACCUCGCCGGCGGUCUGCACCCCCAGAGUCCAGCGGUCCAUCAAAGAGGAGCAGGCUUUCUCUCCUAACACAAGCAGAAAGCGAGACAGACCCCACUGUGCUGCAGGUUCUCACGAGCAGAUGGCUUCAAACAAUCAGCUGUGUCUGACCUGGCUACUGGAGGAGGAGUCCAUCAACUCCAUUGAUUAUGAAUUCAACUUCCAGCUGGAGAUUAGAGGACCAUAUCUACUGGCAGGUGUGGAGAGCCCUUCUCAUGCCAUUCGGGCUGACGCUGACCCAUCCGCCCGCUCGGCCACCAGCAUUGUGGUGACCCUGGCAGACAAAUACACUUAUGACUGUCCUGUGGAGAUCCUUAUCUACCCCAGUGAGCCACAUCUGCCUCAUGUCCUUAUUGAGGAUGGAGACAUGACACCAGAGGAGUACGAUGAACAUCUAAAGGGAAGAAGUGACUAUAUCAAGGCCACCAAGAAGGACUCCAGCAAUGAAAAGAAGGUUGGCAUUAUUCACAAACGACUCCAUAAGGACAUCCUGCACAACCCAGUGGUCAUGCUCAACUUUUGCCCCGACCUGAAAUCCAUGACCUCUGACCUGCGUAGGGUGCAGGGGGAGUUUAUUUUUCUGAUCGACCGCAGUGCAAGUAUGAGUGCAGUCAACUUCAGCAAAGUUAAGGAUGCCAUGGUGGUGAUUCUGAAAAGCCUGUUCCCAGCCUGCCUGUUCAAUAUUAUUGGAUUCGGUUCGACAUUCAAAGCACUGUUUGGCACCAGUCAAAGCUUUGACGAGGAGAGUUUAGCUACUGCUUGUGAAUAUAUAAAGAAGAUGCGAGCUGAUAUGGGUGGCACCAACAUCCUGGCCCCACUGAAGUGGAUCCUAAGGCAGCCACUACAGCGUGGUCAUCCUCGCCUGCUCUUCCUCCUUACUAACGGCGCCGUCAGUAACACGGGGAGGGUCAUUCAACUGGUCCGUAGUUACGCCCGAUUUGUCAGGUGCUACACGUUUGGGAUAGGCUCAGGUGCUUGCAGGCGUCUCAUUGAAGGUCUCGCCACUGUUUCUAAAGGAGCUGCAGAUUUUCUGGCAGAAGGAGAGAGACUGCAACCUAAGAUGAUUAAAUAUCUGAAGAAAUCAAUGACACCUGUUUUAAGUGACAUUUCCAUCGAAUGGCUCUAUCCUGAGACCAAGGAGGUGUUACUGUCCCCAGUGGGAACGACGUACCUCUUCCCUGGUGACCGGCUGGUUGGAUAUAGUGUGGUGUGUGAUACCACACGCUACCAUUGCAAUCCCAAAUCUGACAAGCGACGGCGCUACAGCAUGAUGCGCUCAAACGAGUCAGCCAGCUCUGUGUUUUACCACAGCCUGGAGGAGGAAGCUGGGAAGAGCGGUUCAGAUGGGCACAGCAAUGCCAGGGACACACCGAGCAACACCUACCAGAAUACCAUGUCUGAGAGCAGCCAAGGUGUUGUGGAACAGGAUGGCAUGGGGGCUGAUUUAAGCACUUCUCCAAGAAGGCGUGCAUACAGCACCAAUCAGAUAGAGGACAAUAAUCCUCUGAAGAAGGUCUACACUCUCAGUGAUCCAAGCUCAGCAGUGGGAAAAAACCCUCUAAGAAGAGCGAAGGUCCAGGAGCUCAUCGUACAGACGAGCCCCGACCAUGGAGCCCAGUGGAACAUGAACUUUCAGCCUCAGCUGGCCAGCCUGUGUGACACAUCCUGCAGAGGGCGAGAUGUGACUGGACACAGAAAUACACCCCCUAAUGGGACCCAUGGAGACACAGCGCCAGAUGAAACCCAGGCUGCACAGAAUGGCUCAAAAUCCUCCACUGACAGCACAGGAGAGGCAGAUGGCUACGCUCAUCAGCUCUGUGAAGCAGAAACGCCUCAAGACCCUCAUGCUGGAGACUUCAACACCAUGGGCAAAAGUAAAGGAGAUUGUAAGGUGGUCCUUUCAGGCCUGCUAUGUGGGAAACCUGUGAAAUGGGAGGUGUGCUUUGACAUCGAGCCCUACCUAAACGGUCGAGAACGAGAGGAAAAGGUUCACGAGGACCUGUGGAACGAGACCUUUCAUCAUCUGGCUGCACACUCCAUUAUUCAGGACUUUGAGCAAAUGGCAAACAAGGAGUGUGAGAUUGAACAUGGUUCUGGCAGGCGCUACCAGCUGUACGCCAUCCAAACCAGUAAAGCUUGCAACAUCCUGAGCAAAUACACAGCCUUUGUGCCUAUUGAUCUAGACAGCAAUGAAUAUUUACCCACCUCUGUUGAGUAUCUACGCACUGGUAAGUCACAUCAGAAGGGCUCACGCUUAAGGUCUCACUCAGGAAGCAGGAAAAGUCGUGGUUAUUCUGUGGGUUCGGGCCGCUUACACUCCAGCUGCCUGCCCGAUGAAGAGGAACAAACACCACUGACUCUUGAAGACGGUGCCUCCCCCUGUAGCACUCCCUCAUCGGCUGGAUGGGAACGAUUCAGCUUUGCAGAAGCCUCCCAAAGGAGUCCGACGAUGACCUCCGACCAUGCACAGAGAUCAGUGGAAAGCCUCUUCUCUGCCAGUAAGUUAAGCCUCACUAGAACACGUCUCCUGACUAAAGCAGCAAGAGGAUUCAUGUCGCGAGCACAGAGUAAAGCAGAUUCUGUAGGGGAGAGUGAUAAUGACAACAAGGACUACAUCCCUCUGGUUUCUCUGCAGCUAUCCUGCGGUGCAUUCAUGCUGGACAGUGCCUUUUGCGAAGCUAUAAACGUCCCCAUGGACAAGUUAAAGUGGACAUCACCAUUCAGCGCCCACAGACUGAGCCUGAACCACCCAUCCCACUCCAGCAGCAGGAGAACUGACAGUCUGGAGGUCCACCACAGCUGCUCUCCUCCACACAAAGACUCUGAACUCAGCUCUGAAUUUGAGGACAUGCCUCGCAGUCCUCAAACUGAAAGCAGCACCUCUGGUUUUACCGACGUGCUACAAUCUCCUAGUCUCUCACAGUCCGCCAGCGGCCGGGGGUCUGAGUUAGGGAGCACAGAGACACCGAUAUCACCUGGAGUUGCGCAGAGUGUGGUGAGGGAACCUGAGAGCAUGGUGUGGGCGACGGCAGUGGCGCUGGCCUGGCUCGAGAACAACUCAGCCAGCUACUUUAUCGAAUGGGAGCUGAUCGCAGCCAAAGCCAGUCUGUGGAUGGACGCGCAGGUGGUGCCCGAGGGUCGAGAGCUAGCGGCGGUCAAGGCUGCCGCAAACCAGCUUUUCAUUAUUCUCAGACACUGGGAUGAAAAUCUGCAGCUCAACAUGCUGUGCUACAACCCCAACAGCGUCUGAUCAUAAAGACAAAAUUCAGAUGUGGAAGCUAUGCUACUGGAUAUACAGUAUAUGGACAUAUCAUUUUGUGGGAUAUUAUGACGUACAUCUUUUAACUGGGGAUAAGCGGUAUGAUGCUGUACAACACAUGAUGGCAACAAUGUGUUUACUGGUGGAGAUUUUCUACUGUAACUAGCUAAAUCAGCUGCAUUGUGCUGAAAAUGGUGGGCAGAUGUGCAUUAUUCAAUUUCAGUGUGAGAACAACCUAAAAGCAUCAUAAAAAAAGCUCAUUUAAUUUACACUGGCUGUGUUUCAAACCACAUACUAAUGUAUCAACUCAUAUAAUUGACACAUAUAGCUGAUGCAACCUUUUCAGUGGUAUUACAAAGUACAUUAUUUGGCCAAAAGCAUGUAGACACUCCAACCAGUGAUUAAGUUCAGGUGUUUCUGCCACACCCAUUGCUAACAGGUGUAUAAAAUCCAUAAUCUAAAAUCAGCUAAAUGCUUCCAACUUUGUAGCACUGUUCUGUUCCCAAUGACUGUUCCCCUGUACCCCAUAAAGAAACGGUUUGAUGAGACUGGUGUAGAGGAUCUCCAGUGACCUGCACAGAGCCCUGACUUUAACCCUACUGAACAUCUUUGGCAUGAAUUGGAUUGUCACUUAUGAGCCUGGCCUUCUUUUUAAACAUCACUGCCUAAUGUUGCACAAAUUCCCAUAAAAUCUUCCCAAGAUAAUGGAGUUUCUUGGGGUUGCAAAUACCUAUAUAUUCCUAUAGUUUUGGAAUGGAAUGGAACAAGUUCUUGGUCAGGUGUCUGCAUACAUUUGGCCAUUCUGUGUAUCUGUAAGUAAUAACAAUUCAGCAUGAUCUCUAUAAUCAUGAUCAGUAUUACGUGUUAAGCAGUUUAUGGAAAAUAUUAUUAAAUUGAAUUUAAAAUUACCUUUAAACAGUUAAAAUGCCAUAUUUUCUAAAUGUGUCAUUAGCAUCCAGCUACAGUAAUUAUUCCUGAAAUGCCACAGCGCUCCGGUAGCAUCUAUGAGGGGUGAGUCUCAUUAAAUGUUGUCUUCAGGCUGUGAAUGUGUCAGACAGACAUCAUAAAUCUGAAGAUAAUGUGAUGGUAAAUUAUUCAUAACUGAGUCUAUAUGCAAGCAAGUAAAAGACCGUGGCAGCUUCUGUGUGAAAUGUAGAACAAAUGAGUCUGAUGUUGUUUAUUUCAGUUGGCACGUCCAUUCAGGGAUGUCCAGUGUGAACGUCUGGGGCAUCUUAUGGUUUGUUAGUAUUUGUCUGUCUUGCACACCGAAGCUGUCUGACUCUGAGCUUUUUGUGUGAAUAUUUUGUUCAUGGACUGUUCGAUUGCUGUUUGAUGUAAUGAUUAGUGCAGAACUUGUCGCCGCAGCUACACAGCUUGUCUACUCGGCUUUAUUUGCUGGUCGUCUGUUCUGUGGUGUUUUUACUGCUUGAGGCACUGUAGGAUCAUAUUGGUGGGUAACACAAUAUCUGGCGUUAACCUACAUUGGACCUUUGACAUAUUUAUAAGCAUUGCAUCAAGAAUAUAUAUAGUGUUUAUGAAGCUUUUUUAAAGAACUUCUAGGGUUUGAUGUACUAAGCUGUUGGUCAUUUGGUUGAUCAUCUCUCCUUAAUAAAGGAUCAUAUCUCAUUAUACUGUAUAUUCUGUUCCAUUCUAAGAGUUGGUUAAAUUCUUCCUGAUGUCUUCUGCCUCCGGAAACCAAAUGUAAAUCUGCUCUUUUCAUGGGGCGACUGCCAGGUCACCACAUUUUGGAAUCAAGUUACUUUGUAAAUUGGACAGAAUUGUAUCUGGACAUACAAAAUGUAUUUUAAAUCAUGCAUGAAAUCCUACUGGCCAUAAACAGGGAGAAAAUGAAACUUCUCAUAUCCACUCAAGUAUUGACAAGUGUUUCAGCACAGCUUUAAGUAUGUUUUAUGUAAAGCUUAUAAAUGUGCUAUUACGGCCUAAUGAAAAUAUGAUUCAGAUAAAGUGAUUUAACAAGAUGUCAUUACUGCUGAAGUUAUUGCUCUUCAGUAUUAAGUGCCUGAACCACCUACCUUUUCAUCACCAGUGAAACUUUGUGGGUUAUUUGCAGCUACUUAAGUUUAAAGCCACGUAAGUUUGUGUGUGUGUGUGUGUGCAUGCAUACUGUUUACUAGUGUAUUUACAGGUGGCAAAUUUAAUUUUGUAACAGGAGUUAAAUGAUUUAAGAGACUUUGAAAGAUGGUUUAUUAUAAGAGUACAGCAAGCAGGAGUGUUGGUAACAAAGCUUUUGGAUUUUAAAUGGCACGUGUUUCAUGGCGUACACCAAAAACAGCUACAGACUUGAAUUAUUGACCCCUACAUUGAGGGGAUGUGGUAGCUCUGUUUUCAGCUCUGAAAUCAAAUCAGUACAGUGUCAUUCUAAUGAAUCACCUGUAUAAUAUUAUUACUACUGUAUAAUAAAAUAACUAAUAAUAACAUAAUGUAUAAGCUUUCAGUGUGGUGGCAGCAGUUGUUUAUCUUGAUAAGUAUUUGUAUAUCUGUGAAUAUCCACUUGCAGAAUGCUUGUUAUUGUUUUAUUGCCUUAAAAUGUGCCAAAUUAUAGAUGAGAAAAAAAUCAAGAUCAAUGCUCGGCUGUUCGUUGUUUGUUUUUCCUUAAACUGUAACCGUCACUCAGGUAUUGCUCAUGUGUAGCUUUGGUCUCUCUGGACGAGCAUGACCAGACUCUCCUCUGUUAAUGCAUGAGCACAGGUUUGAGAUCUCUCUUCCAUCUCUGGCUGAGAAAAAGCCUCUACCGUUGUGUGGAAUUCUGUUCAUGAAUGUAGCCUCUGACUCGUGAAAACUGAACUGUGUAAAGGUUAAUUUUGUUUUGAAUGUGGCCGCCGAGAGCUUGUCGGCUCACUGUAAUGCUGCUUGUGCAAUGACAGAGUAUGUAACUGCAUGUAAUAAAGUCUUGCUGCUAAGUAA
This is a messenger RNA of Trichomycterus rosablanca, 6706 nucleotides long. It is a transcript of the gene vwa5b1, whose product is annotated as von Willebrand factor A domain containing 5B1. NCBI's taxonomy places the organism in Eukaryota, Metazoa, Chordata, Actinopteri, Siluriformes, Trichomycteridae. Bases 59 to 3772 code for a protein of 1237 amino acids. The transcript is spliced from 23 exons. The record is from RefSeq and is a predicted model, not a curated record.